UUUGUGGCCUUCUCCCCCUCUGUGCACCGUGUGCCUCACUCCUCCCGUCCCAUCUCGUUUGCCGUCUCCAACGAUUAAGGGUCGAAGCUACAGUAAGGAAGCGACUUGAUUCGACGAGCCCACGUAUAUACCCUCUUUUUUUUGCGGCGCACUCUUCCUCCCUCCGUCUUGGUUUUCUGGCUCUGUUCCUUCGUCUUCUAGGUGUACAUUCGGAAGCCAAUUCAUUCCGAUAAGGCCAUGGCGUCGACUUCGCAGCAGCAGUCACCGGCCGUCCAGGCUGUGCUGACAGCGCUAGACGCCCUGUACAACAAGCCAGAGAAAGAGGCAAAGGACCAGGCCAACAGUUGGCUGCAAGACUUCCAGAAGACUCCCGAAGCAUGGGAGACGGCCAAUACCUUGCUCCUUGCGCAAGACUUGCCGAUCCCGCCUCGGCUGUUUGCUUCGCAGACGUUCCGGACAAAGACGACAUUCGAUCUCGACCAGGUCCCACGAUCAUCGCUCCCUUCGCUCCGGGCCACUUUGCUCACUGCACUGGAAUCCUACGUUGCCGGGCCCCGAGUGAUCCAGACGCAGCUCUGCCUCACCCUCUCGACUCUGGCUCUCCAGCUGCACGAGGGAGAAGACCCAGAGUGGGGCGACAACGUGGUGCCUUGGAUGGUGGAAAAGUUUGGCAAGGAUCCGAAGAGCGUCGUCACGUUGCUGGAGUUUCUCACCGUCCUGCCAGAGGAGGUGACGGGAAAUCACAGGAUCCCCGUGGAUAACAACCAAUAUAACCAGCGUGUCCAGACCCUGCUUGUGCGGUACAGAGAUGAGGUCCUGAAGGUCCUCGCCAUGUACAUCCAGGCUCAAGGCGUCACACCCCAAAUUCAAUCUGCGAUCCUUUCGUGCCUCGCAUCGUGGCUUCGAUGCGGCGAGAUCAGCGUAUCGGUUCUUCUCGGCACGCCACUCUUUGCCCUCUCUUUCGACGCUCUCUCAUCGGACCCCCUCUUCGAUGUGGCAGUCGACGUGGUGUGCGACAUCAUCAACGAGACGCAGGAAAUCGAGGAGAACAUGGAUGCGAUUCAGCUCAUUGUGCCGAGAAUACUGGCCCUCCAGCCGGAUCUCGCAAAGGCCGCUGCAGACGAAGACGAUGACAAAGUUCGCGGGCUGUGCCGAGUCUUUGUUCAAGCCGCCGAGACCUACCACCAUCUCAUCCUUCGGCACCGGCAAGAGUUCUGGCCUCUCGUCGAGGCCGUGAGUGAAUGCGCGAGCUACAGCGACCUCGACAUUGUCCAAAUCACCUUCCGAUUCUGGUACCUCCUUGCCACGGACCUGGGACGGAUCUCGGAAAGGCACCAGGAUCCCAGCAUGGCACUCAUGCUCGACGUCUACAAGCGGCUGCUCGACGUCAUUGUCAAGCAUCUCCGCUUCCCAGACAACCUUGACACCCUCACGGGUCAAGAGAGAGAUGACUUCCGAAGCUUCCGACAUUACAUGGGUGACACGCUCAAGGAUUGUUGUCACGUCCUGGGAAGCCAACCGUGCUUGGCCAGGAGCUUGGCGAUGAUCCAAGAUGUCCUGCAACGCGGAGCCAGCGGAGGUGGGGCAGCUGUGGCAUGGCAGGACGUUGAGGCUCCUUUGUUCUCAAUGCGAGCCAUGGGUGCCGAGGCGGAUCCUCGGGACGAUGAUGUCGUGCCAAAGAUUAUCGAUCUGAUCCCCUCGCUGCCCCAACAUCCAAAGCUCAAUUAUGCGGCCCUCCUUGUCGUUUCGAGAUAUACCGAAUGGGUCGAUCACCAUCCCGACCGGAUCCCGGGUCUUUUGAGCUUCAUCUCCGCAGGCUUCAGCUCCAAUGAUGUCGACGUCAUGGCCGCCGCUUCGCAAGCUAUGAACUACAUGUGUCAGGACUGCAAGAGGCACCUCGUUCCUUUUUUGCCGCAGCUCUACGAGUUCUUCCAUCAGGUGACAGAGUCAUUGGGGCCCGAGGACCUGAUGAGCAUCUCAGAAGCCAUCGCCCACAUCAUCGCAGGCAUGCCUCCUCAGGAGGCCUCCCAACCACUGCUGCAGUUCACCCAGCCUUUGCUGCAGACGCUGCACACCAUCGCCGCAAAGGGUACCACUGCGACAAAGGACGAACUGCGCAAGGCUGGCGACCGGAUGGAGCAGCUCGAGCGGUUCCUCUACAUUCUCGGCGACCGCCUCGCCACUGCCGGUGCGCUGUCGCAGGAGUGCUCAAAGACAUGCCAGGAGGCCUACUCGGUCCUCGACCAGAUCUUGGACCAGCAUGGCGCCACUUACUUCAUCUCAGAGCGAGCUUGUGCCCUGAUUCGUCGCGGCCUCGUCUUCUUCGGAGACUUGACACUGGCAACGUUGCCAGCGCUUCUCUCGCGCAUGGCUGCGGAGUUCGAAAGGACCGGUUUCCCCGCUUACGUGUGGAUCGUAGGCAAAUCGAUUGACGGGUAUGCUGCCUCAACCAACGAUGACGCUCUCCGCAGUGCGAUGAGUGACGCUUUCGAGCGUGUCAGCGCCAAGCUCAUGUCGUUGUUGGAACGAGCGAGAAUGCAGGACAUCGCUGAUGUCAUCGACGAUUACGUCCACGCGUGCUCGGCCAUCGUUGCGAGAUCACCGUCUCUGAUCCUCCUUUCUCCAGUCUUUGCACCUGCCUUCCAGACAGCUGUUGCAGCGCUGAGCCUCUAUCAGCCUGGUCUUGUGUCAGCUGCGCUGGACUUCAUCCGCGACGUUGUCGGUCAUGAGUCGAUUCAGGGCGCUCCUGCUCAGCCACAACCAACACAGUCGGCAUUGUCUCCCGCGGAGACCCAAGCCUAUGCUGAAUCGAUCCGACGAGUCGUCGACCAGCACGGCUACUCCCUCAUUUCGGUUCUCCUGCAAGGUCUAGUGACGUCGUUUGAGCCUGAGGACCUCGGUACGGUCCUGACGACGGUCCGCGUGCUCUGCAUGACGUUCUCUCACCAGGUCUCUGCCUGGAUCGAGCCGGCGUCCGAGACGCUGCCAACGGCAAACGUGUCACUACAGGACCGAGCGGCGUUUGUGCAGGGCAUGCGAGAGGCAUUGGCUGCGUCGAGCCUGGAGGGAGUCAGGAGCACCUUGCAGAGGCUUUACGGCGCUUCACGAAAGGCGAGAGAAAGGGCAAGGAUGGACCGGCAGGAUAGCCUGUACGCAUCGGAGCGGUGAAGAUGUCUCUUCCCAAAGAGGAAACGCGGAAGUAGCGAAACUUUGAUCUCUCCUUGUCGUUGAAUACCGGCCGUUUUGGGCGAGACGGAUAUUAGACAAGCCUCAACAAGUCUCUUCUCCUUUCCACAGGUGGUGUGCUGAUUGUGCAUUUGAGAGCAAGUAGCAGCAUCAUACAAGAGGUCAAUUUAAUUACACUUCUACAAACGCUC
Molecule: messenger RNA, 3377 nt
Organism: Acaromyces ingoldii
Lineage: Eukaryota; Fungi; Basidiomycota; Exobasidiomycetes; Exobasidiales; Cryptobasidiaceae
Product: ARM repeat-containing protein
Exons: 7
Coding region: 238-3168 (976 amino acids)
Biological process (GO): protein import into nucleus
Cellular component (GO): cytoplasm; nuclear membrane
Molecular function (GO): small GTPase binding
Source: RefSeq, a predicted model, not a curated record